GCACUGGCAUCGCUCAAAAAAUACCCAAUUAAAUUUAACUCUGUUAAAGAAUGUGAGAUUCUCAGUGGUUUUGGUCCAAGUAUUUGUAAAACUUUGGAUGAUAAGUUGGUGGAGUUUGCGCGCAAGUGUUCCCUUUCGAUUCCGGAUGCCCUUGCACUUGGUAAUAGACUAACACACGCUGAGCUACUUGAGCGUUGCCUGUCGAGGGUGAGUUCGUGCUGUUGGACGUUGCGAACUCCUCUUGAGAAAGAGGCGCUGCUCCACCAGUUUUCCUCACCAUUAGAACGGCCUCUAGUAGAUUCACAGUCUGUUCAGUUGCACGCUGUCUCUUCUGAGGGGGAUGGUUCACCGUCAGACUAUCUCAUCGGGCAAUCAUACGAUAUCAUUUUACUUAUUGAUAUCCAUGAGACAUAUGGAAUGUCAAAAGUCAAGGAAAUUAUGCGAACGCAAGCAGUGAAGUGGGAAACUCGAAGUCUUCCUGUUGGCGACUUCAUUUGGAUCGCUCGAGACCCCGGGGGGUCUUCAAAAGGCGAAGAGAUUGUCCUUGGUUUGGUCAUCGAACGCAAGCGAGCAGACGAUCUCGCCUCCAGCAUUGUCGACGGUCGUUUUAUGGAGCAAAAAGGAAGAAUGCAGAAGUUGGGAUUUCGAAAAAUGUACAUUUUCGAAGAGUGCAAGUCCAUGUAUAACCUUCGUAUAUCACACGAAACACUGUUACAGGCGAUGGUGAAUGCUCAGCUGAUUGAUGGAUGCGAUUUCGUAACUUGUACCAGCGGUGAACAAUGCGCAGCAUAUAUUGCCUCAAUGACUCGCUUCCUGAUCACAAAAUCUCAGUAUAAUUGUGACGUGUAUUCCGACGGGCGCCGACCUUGGGAGGCAUUUGGCGACGCUCGGUUGUGGGGAAUUCCCUGGACUGAAUACAUCAAUCUAGGCAAAAAGUCCCCCGCAUUGCCAUUACGUGAUCAAUUUGGUCGUCACCUUCUCCAAAUUCAUUCAAUCAGUGGCUCCAAAGCGGAGGAUAUUAUUGCCUUGUUUCCCACUCCUAAGAGCCUCUUCGAUGCGUAUGACAGUCUCUCCACGGAGGACGAAAAGAAAGUAAUGCUGGCACAAUCCACCCGAUCCUCACGUCUUAAGUAUGUUAAAUGCCUUGAAUUUAUUAGUCACAUUUUCUCAUAG
Messenger RNA from Hydatigera taeniaeformis, 1173 nucleotides. NCBI's taxonomy places the organism in Eukaryota, Metazoa, Platyhelminthes, Cestoda, Cyclophyllidea, Taeniidae. The record is from the annotation of a GenBank genome assembly.